AUGAUGACUUUUGAAGAGAAAGAUCAACUUUUAGAAAAAGUUAGUGAAACAAUAGUUGUUUUUGGUGUUUGGAUUUCUAAAUUAAAAUUGAAUUUGUUUUUAAGUGAUUACAGAAAGCUUUUAUUUGAAAAAAAGGGUAUUCCUCAUGUGAUCAGUAUUAAUAAAGAAUACAAGAAAUUUGAUGUUUCUGUUGAUGAAAUUCAAAAGGGAAAUUUGCUUGUUUUACUUAGUGAAAGUAUAAAAAAUUUUGAUGUUGUUAAAGCUAAAUUAAGGUUAAAUUUUAACUAUUUUAAUCACACUGAAAUUCUUAGAAAAAUUAUACCUGAAAAAUAUGCAAUAUCAGCAUUUGAAGAAGUUGGUGAUAUAAUUCAUUUAAAUCUACAUGAUGAAGUUUUAAAUUAUAAACAUAUUAUUGCAUGGGUAUUAAAUAAGAAGUUUAAUAAGACUGUAAUUAAUAAAAAGGGUAAAAUUGAUAAUGUUUACAGAAAUUAUGAGUAUGAAGUGUUAGAAGGAGAAGAAAAGUUUACAACGAUGGUUAGAGAAAGUAAUGUAAAAAUUUAUGUUGACUUAUCUAAAGUAUACUGGUGUUCAAGGUUACAAGGAGAGAGAAUGAAUUUAAUUAAAGAAAUUGAAUCAAAGUCAGUGGUGUGUGAUCCAUUUUGUGGUGUCGGUCCACAUGUUUUACCGUUGCUAAAAAAAGAUUGUAAAGUGUAUGCAAAUGACUUAAAUCCAGAUGCUAUCAAGUGUCUUAAAAAAUCACUUAAACUUAACAAAUUUACUUGUGACACUGUUUAUUGUGAAGAUGCAAAGAAAUUUUUAAUUUCAUUGCAAAAUAUAAAAAUAGAUCAUUUUAUUUUUAAUUUACCAGAACAAUCAUUAGAUUUUGUAAAAUUUUUACCAUCUUUUAAAAAUAACAAUUAUACUUUACACUGUUACUUUUUUUGUAGAGACAAUAAAAAUAUUAAUGAUGAGAUUUAUGAAAAAACUAAAUAUCACCUUGAUAUUAAGUAUGUUAAACAUGUAAGGAAAGUGUCACCAUCAAAGAGUGUCUAUAAAUUGACUAUUAAAUCAGAAUUAUUAAAAUAA
Messenger RNA from Hepatospora eriocheir, 1086 nucleotides. Lineage: Eukaryota; Fungi; Microsporidia; Hepatosporidae. The record is from the annotation of a GenBank genome assembly.